Colletotrichum abscissum is the source of this 237-nucleotide messenger RNA. RefSeq lists its product as uncharacterized. The coding region runs from base 1 to 237 and encodes 78 amino acids. The transcript has a single exon. Lineage: Eukaryota; Fungi; Ascomycota; Sordariomycetes; Glomerellales; Glomerellaceae. The record is from RefSeq and is a predicted model, not a curated record.
AUGUCGGUCGAGAUGCCUCACUUUUUAGCCUUUCCGAGUUUCUGGUUUGGUCUGCUGCCGGAUACUCCCAACUCGGGCAGAGCUCGCAACACCCAGGCCAUCACCUGCAGCCGCCGACACGCCAUUUCGGGCCACUUGGGCCGGACGUUUCCCUGGGACUCCCUGGCUGCCUUUGCGCUUCGCAUCUUUAUGGGAUACUCGCUUCCUCCAAUACCCAGCUUGUGGAGGUUAUCCUGA